AAAAAGAUAUUUUAAAUAAUGUUUUGUGUGAAAAAGCAUUGUGGAUAAAUGAUAGUAAUACAUUUUGUGUUAGAAGCAAUGAUUGUUCUAAAUAUAUUGAUAAUUGUUUAAAAAAAAAUACCUGCAAACCUUGUCUUGAUUUGAAAAAAAAUCAUGAAUUUCAAUACUGUAAUAACACCAAUAUAUUAACUUUGUGGAGUUAUCUUAACAAGCCUGAAGAUAAUACAAAGAAUUUUUGGAAUCAUUUGGCUACUUUGGGAAACAAUGGUGCUUUUGAUAAAAAUGAAGUAUUUAUUGGUCUAUGUGAAAUUUUUGUACAGGUUUCUACAAGAAUCUCAGAAGGAAAGUCACUACAAAAUAUAAAAUACCCUUCCCAAUUUACAAAUUUUUUAGCAAUAUUAUCAAAUACUAGUCCACAAGCAUAUUGUUUGCUUCAAGAAAAUCUUGCAGGAAGGUCAUUAAGAAAUCUCAG
This is a messenger RNA of Entrophospora candida, 472 nucleotides long. NCBI's taxonomy places the organism in Eukaryota, Fungi, Glomeromycota, Glomeromycetes, Entrophosporales, Entrophosporaceae. The record is from the annotation of a GenBank genome assembly.